Neocloeon triangulifer is the source of this 3019-nucleotide messenger RNA. Its product is annotated as phosphate-regulating neutral endopeptidase PHEX-like. The transcript has 21 exons. Gene Ontology annotation, biological process: protein processing. The record is from RefSeq and is a predicted model, not a curated record. Bases 13 to 2826 code for a protein of 937 amino acids. Gene Ontology annotation, cellular component: plasma membrane. Gene Ontology annotation, molecular function: metalloendopeptidase activity. NCBI's taxonomy places the organism in Eukaryota, Metazoa, Arthropoda, Insecta, Ephemeroptera, Baetidae.
CUGGCGCCGACGAUGCCGAGAUCGGGCGGCUACAGGUUGACGCAGGUGGGCCCUGGCGAAGGGUACCCCACGCCCCCCAAGGACCAUUCGUACGCGGCGUGUCUCGCCUCGAUGCUCGUCUUCCUCGCCAUCUGCGUCAUCAUCCUCAUCGCCACGCACCCUUGGAUGGCAAAACCUCCACAUAAGAGUGGUUCGGACGACUUGAGCACGGGAGCCUUUGGCGGCGGAAAAUACAGUUCGAUGGCAACAACCUCCACUUUUAAACCAACAACACAUGAUGACUCUGAGGACUACAAAGAUGUCGCAACUGAGGUGCGUUCCAACAACCAGUCUAGUAACGCCGCAUCAACAGAGGAGGCAACUCAGACGACCUCACCGUUGCCGAAAAUUGACGACGAAGAUCUGCCAAGCUCUCGUGAUUUGAAAGAUUCCUCUGAAGAAAAGCAAGCCUCUAGCAGCCCAACAAGCACAGAAGCUUUGUCCUCGGAAUCUUCAUCUGUAAUCACCUCUUCUGAAGCGACAGAAUUAACUACAGUAGAGAAAUCAAAGUCGGAAGCGGCAGAAACGACAACUUCUGAAAAUGAUUUGACGUCGACUUCUAACGUGACCGAAUCUGGGGCGGAAACUUCGGCGACCGCAACUUCCGUUUCGGAGCGUCAAGGCAGAUCGGCCUCUCAGCCUCCGUCGACCGCCUCAACAGAAGAGGCGCGGUGUUCAAGUCAGCAGUGCAGCGCGAUCGCGAGUCGGCAGCUGAGUUUGCUGAACGUCGACGCGAAACCGUGCGACAACUUUUACGAGUACGCGUGCGGCGCCCUCCGCAGGACGAGGGACCUGGCAGAGGCUGACCCUGACGCCAGGGUGGACGAGCACAUUCGCCUCGCCAUGCUGGGCAACGAGUCCAAGUCGAUCAUGCCCAGAUUCUUCCAAUCUUUCUACGUCGACUGCCUCCGCUACGAGACCAAAUUCAACCACACGCAAAGACUCCAAAAAGCAAAGGAGAUUCUGAAAAGCGUGGGCUCUUUUCAAGACCAGAGGGCAGAGAGUGACGCUUUGACUGAUUUGAUUGCAAAAAUUUUCCACCUUAACAGUGCUCCCUUGUUUGACAUUCUCCUGGACGUGUCCGAGGCGGGCAGAGAUGACCCUUUUUCAAUAAAAAUCGUGCCUGCGAUGCCGCAAAACACUUUCCUCCACACCAGUUUAGACCAAAACGCGAAAAAGUGCUUUUUGCAAACGCGCCCCGCCCAAGGAAUUAACGUCAACUUGGAGGACCUUUACUACUCCCAUUACGUUCCAUGCAAGGACAAUGAGAUGGAAUACUUCAAGAGUUUGGAAAAGACGGUUGCCGAGUUUGAGGCUUUCAACGAGUUCCCCGAGCAAAAAGCGGUCCUUUUGCAGGGCACCAUGUUCGCCGCCGAGGAACUCAUCCGCUCCAAACUGAUUUCCCAGGCGUCCCUCUCUGAAGCGGACGUCCGAGUCAGCAUGCUAACCAAGGGCUACGAAAAGCACACUGUGUCAGAACUGCAGGAACUUUAUUCUUUGCUGAACUGGGAAGAUUUGUUGCGGAAAGUGGUGAAGGCGAAUUCAUCGAUGAUCAACGGUAAAACGGUGGUGCAGGUCUACAUGAAGGGCUACUUUGACGCCCUUUUUGAGCAGUUCGAUACGUACAGCGGCGAACACUCUCUUUACAACGCGAUCCUGGCGAUGUACGCACACGUGCUGUACGUGGACUUUGUCCUGGAAAAGGGGACGUGCGAUCGUUCGAAAAUGUGUCUCGACAUGUCCAAGCGGCUGAUGGCAGAUACUGCUUCUUCACUCUAUCUGUCCGCCUUCGACGAAAAGAAGUACGAAUUCCUCACCGAAAAGGCCACGGAGAUUUUCGAAAAGGAAGUGAUGCUCCUGACCAAACGAAUUCGCGAGUCGCCUCUCAUCAAGGACCAAACGGAAAAGGACAACCUGGUGGAAAAACUGCAGAACAUGAAGCUCGAGGUGGGAGGCGCCAAAAAGCCCACGCCCGAAAUCUACAUCACCGAAGGUGAUUUUGCUGAAGACUUUUUACAAAAGGCGAUUCGCCUCCUCAGACGUCGCCGCCAACGAAUGUAUAGCGAUUUCAGACUCGGAAGAAAACCGUCCGGAAACAGCCAAAUUUGGAGCCACUUUUCCCUGGCCACUUUGACCAAGCCCAUCGUCGAGUACGGACUCAAUGCGAUUGUAAUUCCGUUCGGAGUUUUGACGAGCAAGUACUUUCUGAACGCGCCCGAGUACAUCAACAUGGGCACGCUGGGGUCGAUGAUGGCCCACGAAAUAAUCCACCACUUUGAUCCAACCGGGAUAAAUUACGAUGCGAUCGGGAAAAGGACGACGGCCAUCACAACGCUGAAUGAGUACAUUUUCCAAGACCUGACCACCCAACUCGAGCAGCAGUUUUCAUUCCAGAAGUCGUUCUUCCUCGAAAAUGGCGGAGUCGCUGAUUUUACAGUCAAGUCGGAGUUGUCGAUGAACGAGCGCUUUGCAGACGUGGGCGCCAUGGACUUGGCCUUUGAGGUUUACAACGAGUGGCGCGUCGAGGCCCAAGGCAAAAACAAAAGCGACCUCAACUUGCCCUACAUUAACUACGACCACGCCAAGAGCUUCUUCAUAGCUCACGCUCAGAUGUUUUGCACCAGGAAGGAGUUUUUGGAUCACAGGGUGGAGCUGUACGAAGCAGAACACUUGCCACCGCAACUUCGGGUUGACAUGAUUAUGAAAAACUCAAAGUACUUCAUGAAGACUUUCGCCUGUCCAACAAAACAGAACAAAAUUAUUCCCAGUCUUGAUGCCAUGCUGUGAUUUCAGCCGAAGUAUUAAUAAUGCUUAUAUUAAACUUGGUUCCUUUUCCAUUGUUAAAAAAAGAUUUUAAUUCAAAUUGUUUUAUUAUUUAAAAAUCAUAACAUUCACAUAGACAACAUAAUUUGCUCAUAAAUAACACACUGCCUAGCACAAUUAAUAAAUUACUAAUAUUUACACACCCUAAAAAUUAGAA